Molecule: messenger RNA, 815 nt
Organism: Chenopodium quinoa (quinoa)
Lineage: Eukaryota; Viridiplantae; Streptophyta; Magnoliopsida; Caryophyllales; Amaranthaceae
Exons: 2
Coding region: 71-391 (106 amino acids)
Source: RefSeq, a predicted model, not a curated record
UUUCAUCUCUUUAUCUGUCUUUCAUUUGUCAAAAAAAUUUAUGGAUAUCUGAUGUUUGAGAAAAACUCCCAUGUUUAGGUCUGCUUACAUUACUUUCCAAAACAAGGUGGCUGCUGAUAAGGCUUUGAGAUUCAGUAGGGCAUCUUUUUAUUCAAGAACCAUUAAGGUUUGUAGGACGGGGGAAUUUCCCAGUACAGCCACAGCAUCAUCAGCUGAAAUUUCUGGCAAGAAGAUGCAAAUCACUCCUUCAAAAAGCGACGUUAAUUCUGAGGGGUUAUCUUAUUCUGAAUCUCAUUCCAAGUGGCAGAAUGAACCUUCUUCUUCAGCUCAUUCAGAACCCUUGUCUUCUACCUUUGACGAAACAAAAACAGCUGCAGAAUCUACUUGUUAGCAAGGACCUUCAGCUGCUUCUUCUGUAGAGAUGCCUGCAGAAUCAGAGCAGCAGAAUUUGGCAACUGAGACAUGUGCCUCACAGCAAGAGCAUCUGACUUUAUUAUGAAAGGCCUAAAAAGUGCUCUGAUAGAACUGAAACAUGCAAUUUUGAUAUCAAUUUUUGCAAGGCUGAGUUAUGGAUAAUACUUUUAACUUGGGAUAGACAGCAUAUACCCUAGUACGUUGUAUAUGAUUUCUGUUGGUAAUUGUACAGAAAGUAAGAAAGAGCUUUGGCAAUGUCAUUCACCAGUGGAAAAGGACAUGUUUGGAUCCAAAAACAGAUUUCUUAACUACGAAGUGCAUGUGCAUUGGCAUUGGCACAACACUUCUUCAUUUCUUUACUUCGUAUGAUGUAUUUUCUUUUCCUAUAAACUACGGAGUAC